GUCCUCCGGGUCCUGGAGCCCUGCUGGCAGAAAGGGAGCGAGUGGGAGUCUCCACAGCCCCGCCGCCCUCCCGCAGUAUGAAAACCCUGAAGAUGCAGCAGCUACAAGUACUGAGCGCCUACUGCUACGUGCUCCCUUUCCUCUUCACGGGCCCCUUCUGUUCCCUUCUUCUCUUCCUCCUCUUCACGUCGCUCUGGUACUUCUCUACUUGGUAUGUAGUGAGAGGUGAUAAAUGGUGCCUCCAGGAAUGCUCCCACCCUUAUCUGUCUGCCCAAGGAGGAAGGCGUUCUGAGUGGAUGAGGAACUGGACAGUUUGGAAGCACCUAAGGGAUUAUUUUCCCAUCAAACUGGUGAAAACAGUAGAGCUGCCCCCUGACCGGAACUACCUGCUGGUCGCUCACCCCCGUGGGAUCACGGCCAUGGGAAUCCCCUGUAACUUCUCCACUGAGAGCUCCGGCUUCUCCCAGCAGUUCCCCAGGCUUCGGCCCUUGACGGCCACGUGGAAUGGCCCCUUCCAUUUCCCAGUCUACCGAGACUACCUUCUAUCCUUUGGAGGAUGUUCCGUGAACCGCCAGAGCCUGGAUUUUAUUCUGUUGCAGCCUCAGGUCGGGCAGGCUGUGGUCGUCCUGGAGGGGGCCCACGAGUCCCUGUAUGCCAUCCCAGGGGAGCACAGAGAAGUGCACAGAUCACAGGGCACGGCUUGA
Molecule: messenger RNA, 704 nt
Organism: Kogia breviceps (pygmy sperm whale)
Lineage: Eukaryota; Metazoa; Chordata; Mammalia; Artiodactyla; Physeteridae
Source: RefSeq, a predicted model, not a curated record